AUGACAUUUAUAGACAACGUUUGGCGAUCGAAACGCCGUGGCAAGGCCCAAUGCUUCGCAUUCCUCGGGGAAGCCGUGGGCAGGCAGCGUCCCUUUCUAGAGAAUUUGCGGUUGUUAAGCCGCAAACGUCGCGCAGCACUGGGGUCAGCCACAUCGCGCCGAGACAAUAUUUUUAUUCGAGAGGCCCCUGUUUUGCGUACCAGCCUGCCAUCAGCAGUAGUUUCUUCUACAUAUUUUACCCUUGCGCGAACGCUUGCGGGAAGGGGUGAAGAUUCAAUAUAUGGUAACAACUAUAUCCUUUUGUGGUGGAAAUUUGCUUUACCCGCUGGGGAAACUCAGAGAGAGAAUUCAAAUUGCUUGCCCUAG
Trypanosoma theileri is the source of this 366-nucleotide messenger RNA. RefSeq lists its product as uncharacterized. Lineage: Eukaryota; Euglenozoa; Kinetoplastea; Trypanosomatida; Trypanosomatidae. The record is from RefSeq and is a predicted model, not a curated record. The transcript has a single exon. The coding region runs from base 1 to 366 and encodes 121 amino acids.